Molecule: messenger RNA, 1498 nt
Organism: Mercenaria mercenaria
Lineage: Eukaryota; Metazoa; Mollusca; Bivalvia; Venerida; Veneridae
Product: heat shock 70 kDa protein 12A-like
Exons: 5
Coding region: 18-1451 (477 amino acids)
Molecular function (GO): ATP-dependent protein folding chaperone; ATP binding
Source: RefSeq, a predicted model, not a curated record
AUCUCGAGAAAAGGCAAAUGGGUACGCUAAACGAAGACUACCUCUUGGUUGCUGCCAUCGAUUUUGGAACUGAAUACUCAGGAUAUGCUUUCUCUACAAGAGAUGAUUACAGCAGAGACCCACUGAAGGUAGCUGCAAACACAUGGGGUGCCGGCAAUCUAAUGUCAUUAAAGACAUCUACAUGUGUUCUUUUUGACAAGAACAAGAAAUUCCAUUCCUUUGGCUUUGAAGCUGAAGACUACUAUUCCGGCUAUGCCCUGGAUGAUGAACAUCACGACUACUACUUCUUCAGAAGAUUCAAAAUGAAACUUUUCGAUAGGAUGCAACUGAAGAGAAAGUUUAUGUUGGAAGAUGAGAUGGGAAAGAAAAUGUCUGCGAUGGAUGUAUUCUCGGCUUGCAUAAAAUACCUGAAGGAUCAUCUAAUGAAAAGAUGUCAGCGGAACUUACCAAACACUAUUGAUAGUCAUAUCCGGUGGGUGCUUACUGUUCCCGCUAUCUGGAAUGAUACCUCAAAACAGUUUAUGAGAGAAGCCGCCAAUAAGGCUGGAAUUAUUGAUGAGCAGUUGAUGAUUGCGCUUGAACCUGAGGCAGCGAGCAUUUAUUGCCAGCAUUUACCUAUGACAAGACUUGGAAUAACUGGUGGAGGUUUUGUUCCAUUUGCCCCGGGCUCAAAAUAUCUUGUAUUUGAUGCUGGAGGUGGCACUGUCGAUAUCACUGUCCAUGAAAUACAGUCGAGUGGUUCUUUGAAAGAACUUUACAAGGCUAAUGGUCGAAACUGGGGAGGCACCUACAUAGACAUAGCGUUCAGAAAUCUUCUUGCUGAUAUUGUAGGGAACGAUGUAAUGGACGACUUCCAAGCAACUCAGAUGAUGGAUUACAUCGACCUUUUCAGAGAAUUUGAGGUAAAGAAGAGAAACUUCAAAAAUGACAUGACAGAGAGGAUCAAUUUUAAAGUACCUAUUGCUCUCAAUGACGACUUCAAGCAGAAAAGGGGUAAGAACAUAAAAGACCACAUAAAGACAAAGCCUCAAUACGACCAGAAAGUGAACUGGAUCGGUGACAAACUUCGCAUGGAAUCAGGUGUUGCAAAAGGCCUUUACGAAGGUGCUUGCGAUAGCGUUGCCCGGCAUUUGAAGUCACUUUUUAGUGAGGGUCAGGUGAAAGAUGUCCAAACCAUUCUGAUGGUUGGCGGGUUUUCGGAAUCCCCAAUACUUCAAGAUAUUAUACGGAAGGCCAUGCCAGACAAAAACAUCAUUAAACCAGCUGACCCAGGUCUUGCUGUGCUUACAGGAGCUGUUAUAUAUGGUCACAAUCCAUCUGUUAUACAUGCAGGGCGUUACACGUACGGAGUCAAGGCGAAAGUCUAUCCAGAGGCCAAGAAAAUCGCUGACUAUGACAAAGAUGUUCUCUGUGCUGACAUAUUCGAUAUAUUUGGUCACCUGAUGUUAUAAUAUGACGAACUCUUUUAGCUGUCGACUUUUUAAAAAGCAAUUGGUAA